AUGCUAAACAAAGCCUUUAAGGCUUCGCUUAACGUGCAUAAAAAGAUUGGACUCCCAUAUUGGCUCAAAGCUAAUGUAUACGAUAAACAAAAUUUGUGUUUAAACAUGGAGAAGAAAGGCAGCAGCAAUGGAUCAUUAAGGUCGCUUUUCAUGCAUGCAGACGUUGCCGAUAUGUUUCUCAUGGCUUUCGGAGUUUUCGGUGCCAUCGGCGACGGACUACUUGGGACUCCAAUGAUGGUGUUUGUCGCCUCAAAAGUCAUGAACAGCGUUGGGGGCUUUUCUAAGUUAUCAUCCCCUGAUGUUUUCAUUCACAAAAUUAACCAGAAUGCAGCAAAUUUGUGUUACCUGGGAGUUGGGAAAUUGGUUGUAUGUUUUAUUGAAGGAUAUUGCUGGACAAGAACCGCAGAGAGACAAACAUCACGAUUAAGGGAAACUUAUCUGAAAGCAGUUUUAAGACAAGAAAUGGCCUAUUUUGACUUGAAUGUUACAAGCACUGCCGAUAUUGUUAUAACUGUUUCCAGUGAUAGUCUCAUCAUUCAAGAAUUCAUCAGCGAAAAGCUGCCGGUGUUAGUGACGAACGUGGCAACUUUUGGCGGGGCGUAUUUUGUGUCAUUUAUGUUGCUAUGGAAACUAGCAAUUGUUGGGCUUCCAUUUAUCUUACUUCUAGUAAUACCUGGUCUGAUUUAUGGAAGAGUUUUGAUGAGCUUAUCAAGACAAAUCAGGGAGGAGUAUAAUAAGGCUGGUGUUGUGGUGGAGCAAGCUCUUUCUAAUGUCAGGACCUUAUAUUCGUUUGUUGGUGAAAGUAAGACCAUCAGAGAGUAUUCUGCUGCUCUGCAAGGCACAAUGAAGUUAGGUAUAAAGCAGGGUUUGGCUAAAGGAUUGGCGAUCGGCAGCAAUGGUGGCGUCGUUUUUGCUGCUUGGUCUUUCAUGUGUUGGUACGGUAGUAGAUUGGUGAUGUACCAUGGAGCUAGCGGUGGAACCGUGUUUAAUGUUGGAGCUGCCCUCAACAUCGGAGGAAUAGCAUUGGGUUCUGGAUUGUCAAGCUUAAAAUACUUUUCCGAGGCAAUGGCUGCCAGUGAACGUAUAAGGGAAGUAAUCGAGAGUGUUCCAAAGAUUGAUUCAGAUAACUUGGAAGGGGAUACAUUAGAAGAAGUCUUUGGAGAAGUGGAGUUCAAAAAUAUAAAUUUUGCAUAUCCAUCAAGGCCGGAAUCAUGGAUAUUCAAAGACUUCAGUUUAAAAGUUCCAGCAGGAAAGACGGUGGCGUUGGUGGGUGCAAGCGGGUCUGGUAAAUCAACGACGAUUGCAUUGUUGCUGAGGCUCUAUGAUCUGCAAGGAGGAGAGAUUUGUGUAGAUGGAGUGAGGAUCAAUAAGCUUCAACUGAAAUGGCUGAGAUCGCAAAUGGGUUUGGUGGGCCAAGAGCCUACUCUAUUCGGGACCACAAUAAAAGAGAACAUUCUUUUUGGCAAGGAAGAUGCAACCAUGGAAGAAGUCAUUGAAGCUGCAAGAGCAUCAAAUGCUCAUAACUUCAUCUCUCAAUUGCCUAAGGCUUAUGAAACCCAGGUCGGUGAAAGAGGAGUUCAAAUGUCUGGUGGACAAAAGCAAAGAAUUGCAAUUGCCCGUGCAAUAAUCAGGUCACCUCGUAUCCUUCUCUUGGACGAGGCAACAAGUGCACUCGACUCUGAAUCUGAACGAGUGGUGCAGGAGGCCCUUGAUAUGGCAGCCAUCGGUAGAACCACCAUAGUCAUAGCUCAUCGCCUUUCCACAAUUAGAAAUGCAGAUGUGAUAUCAGUGGUACAGAAUGGUAAGCUGGUCGAGUCUGGCUCCCAUAAUGAACUCAUUCAACAUGAAAAUGGUUUCUACAGGUCACUCAUUCAAUCCAAAGAAAGCAAGCAAAACGAUGAACCCUCAGAUGAUGUCCAUAAGAACAGUAGCCAUCAUCAAUCGCUGGUGAGAAGAUCAAACUCUACAAACUCACCCAACCAGAGUGAAGAAAAAAAUGCCUUGCGGGCCAACCAAGAACUUCCGCUACCUACCUUCAAAAGACUUUUAGCAAUGAACAGUCCUGAAUGGAAGCAAGCAUUCUUUGGGAGUGUGGCUGCGAUUCUCUUCGGAGCAGUUCAACCACUAUAUGCUUUGUCAAUGGGGUCAAUGAUAUCCGUAUAUUUCAUGGUGGAUCACGAAAAGAUCAAGCACAAAACAAAGAUUUAUGCAUUGUUUUUCUUUUCUUUGUCAGUUUUCUCGCUUGUGAUCAACAUCAUUCAACAUUACAAUUUUGCAGCCAUGGGUGAGUACUUGACUAAGAGGGUUCGUGAAAAGAUGCUAUCAAAGAUACUCACCUUUGAAAUUGGGUGGUUCGACCAGGAUGAAAAUUCAAGUGGAGCCAUUUGUUCAAGGCUUGCUACAGAUGCCAAUGUGGUGCGAUCUUUAGUAGGUGAUCGAUGUUGUCUUCUAGUUCAAGUAUCCUCUGCUGUGACAGUUGCCUUUACGAUGGCGUUGGUGAUCACAUGGAGAUUGGCUUUGGUUAUGAUUCUGGUUCAGCCACUAAUAAUCAUAUGCUUCUAUUAUAAAAAAGUAUUGUUAAAAGACAUGUCACAAAAGGCAAUGAAGUCACAAAAUGAAAGCAGCAAGCUCGCCGCGGAAGCUGUCUCAAACCUAUAUAUUGUCACUGCUUUUUCGUCCCAAAUACGGAUCCUCAAAAUGCUCAGAGAGACCCAAAAAGAGCCAAUGCGUGAAAGCAUCCGGCAAUCUUGGUAUGCAGGAUUUGGACUCGGUUUUUCUCAAUGCCUUCAAGCUUUUGCUUGGGCUCUAGCCUUUUGGUAUGGUGGUAAAUUGAUCAUUGGUGGUCAUCUUGUGGCAAAAGCAUUUUUCCAGAUAUUUUUAAUCUUGGCAAGCACUGGCAGGGUAAUUGCAGAGGCUGGAACCACGACAAAUGAUCUGGCCAAAGGGUCUGAUGCAGUGCACUCUGUGUUUGCUGUAUUGGACCGUUACACCUUGAUAGAUCCCGAGGACCCUAAUGGUAACAAGCCAGAGAUCGUCACAGGCCAUAUAGAGAUGCGCGAUAUCGACUUUGCCUACCCAGCUCGGCCUGACAUCUGGAUCUUUAAAGGAUUCUCCAUCAAUAUUGAAGCGGGGAAAUCAACUGCAUUGGUCGGACAAAGUGGGUCCGGGAAGUCAACCAUAAUUGGGUUAAUCGAGCGUUUUUACGACCCGAUAAAGGGUGUUGUGGAAGUUGAUGGAAGGGAUAUAAGGUCUCACCACUUAAGAACUCUAAGGAAAUAUAUCGCACUCGUGAGCCAGGAGCCCUCAUUAUUCUGCGGUACUAUACGUGAAAACAUCAUUUAUGGUGCUUCAGAAGAAGUUAGUGAAUCAGAGAUUAUUGAGGCUGCCAAAGCAGCCAAUGCUCAUGAUUUUAUAGCAGGUUUAAGAGACGGGUAUGAUACUUGGUGUGGUGAUCGAGGAGUACAACUAUCCGGAGGACAAAAACAACGCAUUGCCAUAUCCCGUGCUAUACUCAGAAAUCCAACGAUUUUGUUACUUGACGAAGCAACUAGUGCACUUGAUAGCCAGUCUGAGAAUAUAGUGCAGGAAGCUCUCGAGAGAAUAAUGGUAGGUCGGACCAGUGUGGUGGUGGCACACCGGUUAAGUACAAUACAAAAUUGUGACACUAUUGCAGUUUUGGAGAAAGGGAGGGUGGUUGAGAAAGGUAACCAUCGUACGUUGCUAGCAAACGGGCCGACUGGAGCUUACUACUCCUUGGUUAAUCUGCAAAAGCAUACUUCUACUAUCCGUACUAUGGACUGA
Molecule: messenger RNA, 3801 nt
Organism: Erigeron canadensis
Lineage: Eukaryota; Viridiplantae; Streptophyta; Magnoliopsida; Asterales; Asteraceae
Product: ABC transporter B family member 15-like
Exons: 9
Coding region: 1-3801 (1266 amino acids)
Biological process (GO): transmembrane transport
Cellular component (GO): membrane
Molecular function (GO): ATP hydrolysis activity; ATP binding; ABC-type transporter activity
Source: RefSeq, a predicted model, not a curated record